This is a messenger RNA of Meriones unguiculatus (Mongolian gerbil), 2708 nucleotides long. It is a transcript of the gene Srsf11, whose product is annotated as serine and arginine rich splicing factor 11. NCBI's taxonomy places the organism in Eukaryota, Metazoa, Chordata, Mammalia, Rodentia, Muridae. The transcript has 12 exons. Gene Ontology annotation, biological process: RNA splicing. Bases 694 to 1596 code for a protein of 300 amino acids. The record is from RefSeq and is a predicted model, not a curated record. Gene Ontology annotation, molecular function: RNA binding. Gene Ontology annotation, cellular component: nucleoplasm.
GCAGUUUCUUAAUAUGUAUUACAGAAAUACUACUGGUAUUUGCAAAUAUGUAGUUUAAUUGUAUUAUUGAACUCUCAUUUUGGGGGCUUGGGCACAUUAACAGAUUAAUCCAUCUGUAUAGGGCUUUUGCUGUUGGAUAGAAUUUAAAUUGUCUACAUAAAUAAUUUGUCUUAGGACCUUUAGAUUUUAUCUGAAUACACAGAAUAGGCUUUUAAAGUAGGCAUACAUGUGAUUUUGGGCUUAAGGAGUUUUAGACAAGUUAGAUAUUGAACUGACACUACAUAGCAUUUUUUGAUACGGUUAGCAUGGCACAUAUUGGAACCUAAAGCAUUUUACUAUACAGUGAAGCAGCCGACACGAGUCGUUGUUCAUAAAACAGCUUUUGAAAGUUGAGAGCACACCCCUGGAGAACCGACUGUGCUUGCUUACGUUUGGUUCAUGACUUAAAAAUCGAGUACAGGAGUUAUUCCUGAUGAGACUAAGGCUUUGUCUCUAUUGGCACCAGCUAAUGCAGUGGCAGGUCUUCUGCCUGGUGGAGGACUCCUGCCUACCCCCAAUCCACUUACCCAGAUUGGCGCUGUUCCCCUCGCUGCGUUGGGAGCUCCAGCUCUUGAUCCUGCCCUUGCUGCUCUUGGGCUUCCAGGAACAAAUUUGAACUCUCAGUCCCUUGCUGCAGACCAGCUACUGAAGCUUAUGAGUACUGUUGAUCCCAAAUUGAACCAUGUAGCUGCUGGUCUUGUUUCACCAAGUCUGAAGUCAGACACCUCUAGUAAAGAAAUAGAGGAAGCCAUGAAGAGAGUGCGUGAGGCCCAGUCCUUGAUUUCUGCCGCUAUUGAGCCAGACAAGAAGGAAGAAAAGAGAAGGCAUUCGAGGUCAAGGUCACGCUCCAGGAGGAGGAGGACUCCCUCAUCCUCUAGACACAGGCGGUCACGAAGUCGGUCAAGGAGGCGGUCACACUCCAAGUCCAGGAGUAGAAGGAGAUCCAAAAGUCCAAGACGGAGACGAUCUCAUUCCCGCGAGAGGGGUAGAAGGUCAAGGAGCACAUCCAAAGCUAGAGACAAAAAGAAAGAAGAUAAAGAAAAGAAACGUUCCAAAACUCCACCAAAAAGCUACAGCACAGCCAGACGCUCUCGGAGUGCAAGCAGUUUGCACAUUUGUGAUUCUAGAGAGAGAAGGCGGCGGCGAAGCAGGAGUGGUACAAGAUCUCCUAAAAAGCCCAGAUCUCCUAAAAGAAAGCUGUCCCGCUCACCAUCUCCACGGAGACAUAAAAAAGAGAAGAAGAAAGAUAAAGACAAAGAAAGAAGCAGAGAUGAAAGGGAACGAUCAACAAGUAAAAAGAAGAGGAGCAAAGACAAGGAGAAGGAGCGAGAAAGGAAGUCUGAGAGUGACAAAGACGUCAAACAGGUAACUCGGGAUUAUGAUGAAGAAGAGCAAGGCUAUGACAGUGAGAAAGAAAAGAAAGAGGAGAAAAGGCCGACAGAAGCAGUGUCCCCUAAAACAAAGGAGUGCUCUGUUGAGAAGGGGAUGGGUGACCUUCGAGAGUCCAAAGUGAAUGGGGAUGAUCACCACGAAGAAGACAUGGACAUGAGUGACUGAGGCGCUGAGCUGGCUGCAGAUGGGCCUUAGUGUCCUUCCUCUUGAUCCUAAUGCUGUGUGUGUUCAUCUCACUAGGUGUGUACAGCUGCACAUGACCUAUGGCAGAACACCCGGUUGUGACCUAGUUCUUUACAGCAAACGCUUUUAGAAGGUGGUACCUGGGUGACCAGCACUGCCAUGGUUAUAUCCAUUUGCGUGACCAAGCAGCUGUGCAACUGCUGCUUCUAACACAGAUGAACAGCUGCAUGCAUCUCCAGCAGGCAUGGAUUGUCUCUGUCAUAUGACCCUCAGUGCGUUCACUUAGAGUAUUCCUAGAGUUUGAGUCCUUGCCGUGAUAGAGCCAUGUAGGGAAUGCACUGAUUGCAUGUUACCCCAAACGUCAUGAAACCCUCUGACACGGUGACCUACUUAAAGGUCUUGUUUGUUGACAUGACAAAUUAACAUUCGUAGAGUUACAUCUGGAAAAAAGCAUUUGUGAUAGAUAAGCCUUUUGAGCCUUGUGGCUAAAUUUUUGUGGCUUUGUUUAACUUUCAAAGGUUAUAUAUGCACUAACCUUUUUGAUGGCUAAGUAGGCUUUAAAUUACAGGAAAAAUUUUUCAAAUAAAACUGGCUGUAAAAUACGUUUUGAAUUAGAGUUGUUCACUUUUUCAUAGCUACUUAGUUUUUUUUCCAAUAAUUUAUUUCCCAUCUCUACCAGUGAACGCAACCUGCUUACCCAGCCCAGCACUAGAAGAAAUUGACCUUGUCCUGAGUUUCAGUUUUCAACUUUUAUUAGUUUUAAAGCUCACUAUUGAACAAGAGGAGGUGGUGGUGCAUUUUAAAUUUACCUUCAUGUGCUUCUAAGAUGACAAAUCUUGAUAAUGUACUUUUAUUUGAUCUCAAGUUGUACAAAACCAAUAAAUUUGUGUUACUUUGAUUGCAGUAGUACCUUAUGCACAGUGAUUCCAUGUUAUAUGCAGACUAGAUAGGAAACCGUUUUCUUAGUUCCAGGAGUUAAAAGCUUCACUUUUGUGCAGUAAAAAACAAAAGUAGGCUACCGUCUGUGCCAUGUUGAUGUACAGUUUCUGAAAUUGUUUUACAAGACUUUGAUAAUAAAACCCUUAAACUCAAAA